Meloidogyne enterolobii is the source of this 258-nucleotide messenger RNA. NCBI's taxonomy places the organism in Eukaryota, Metazoa, Nematoda, Chromadorea, Rhabditida, Meloidogynidae. The record is from the annotation of a GenBank genome assembly.
AUGAUAGCCACCUUCACACUUAGCUCUGAAGGACUUCUUGGACAUGCUCUCUUUCUUGAGCGUUUAAUAGCUUUUUUAUUUUUUAAAAUUUAUGAAAAACAAAAUAAGGCAUAUUUUGGGAUUAUUGCUAAUAUUUUAAUUUUUGUUUAUUCUAUCCUCUGUGGAUUAACAAUUUCAAAGUCUUGGGACUUUACCCCUUUGUAUAUUUUGCAAAUGUCUUUUUCAAUAAUUGCAAAUUUUGCUGAGAUUUUGGUUUAA